AUGAAAAAAGCCAAGUUAAAUGGAACAAUAAAUAUCACUUUCUGGAACCUACACGGCCUCGGAAAUAUCAAAGGCUGCUCUCUGAUCAAUUCUUCCGAUAUUCUAGCUACCUGUGAAACUUGGUGUACUUGCCCUCCGUCUACGCCUCCUACUACUCUAUCAAACUAUAAUACCUUCUGGGCAAACGCUGUCAGAGAACACGCUAUAGGUCGUGCAAGUGGAGGUUUACUCACAGCGAUUAGUAAAAAAUAUACCUCAACCGUGCUGGACAUUACUCCUUGGUGGAUCUUUAACCUCAUAAUUGCUGGAUCGACGACUUUGAUUAUCGGGUCAGUAUACUUCCGUAAAUGUUUAAACUUAAAUUAUCUACUGGAUUUAUUUCAGGACACAAUUGAUGAGAUUAAAACUGCUCACACCUACGAUGCCUUCAUCCUCGGAGGUGACUCAAAUGCAAAAGUAGGUUCAAUGAACCCUUGGCCGGAAGAGCUUUUCUUGGACUCCGCUCUUCAGAAUUCAAUGUCAAGCUCCGACAAAUCCAUCUGUGAUAGAGGUCGUCGACUAAUGGAUUUCAUGCUAGAAAAUGAUUUUGUACUAUUAAACGGCAGGACACAAAGCGAUGUACCAGCACAGCCUACUUUUGAUGGUGCCGGGACCUCCAUUAUCGAUUUAGUAUGGAUCGACUUACCUGCAUUACACCAUGUAGUAGACCUUGAGGUCGUUCUAGAGCCUACUCUAUCGGAUCAUAGGCCUGUGAACUUAAAAAUCGCUGUGGAUAUUGCCGUGGAUGUUGAAAAUGUCAAAGCAUGCAACACCAGGAAACCGCUUACACCUUCGCUUAGGAUUAAGUGGUCUGACAACGCAAAGGACGACUACAGCUAUCAUUUGGCAAACUGUAUUUCCCCCAUCUCUUCAAACGACCUGGACUCUCAGUACAACUCAAUACAUUCUGCUAUAUUUACUGCAGCCGAUAAAGCCAACCUAGUAAUGAGAAGGAGCAACUCUGGACAGUCUUUUUCUAAUGAAGAUAGCCCCUGGUAUGAUUUGGAGUGUAAAUUGGCCAAGAGGGAAUAUCGUAAAUCCCUCAAAAUUUACAAAAAAGAAAAUCAUAGCCAACCUGCUCGAACCGAAGCUGCCAAAUAUAAGAAGAUAUAUAGAGAUAUUUGCAAAGUAAAGCAAAAGGAAUACAACAAACAAAUUAAUGACGCCUUCAAUGCAGUGUCGAUGCCUACUAACUUUUGGGCAGCAAUUAGAAAACUUACAUACAAGACUGGCCUGCGCUCAUCCAUCCCCAUCGAUUCCUGGAAUGAUUUCUAUUCCAAGGUCUACUCUCUUAGACACAUAGCUCCUCCAAUAUUAGUGAGAAUCUUCAACGACACACUGGACAGUGAAAUUACUUAUAUAGAACUAAAUGCCGUAUUAUCAUCACUCAAAGUUGGUAAAGCUGCAGGUCCUGAUCUUCUACCUAAUGAAGUCUACAAAAGCUUAACGCCGCACUGGAAAGAAAAUCUCAGAUGCCUAUAUAAUAACAUAGUCACUUUUAAAGCCGCCGGUCGACAUAAGGAAUGCCCUGAACAGUUUAGAAGAUACAAAGGUACUAGCUUAAACAUAGUAAAAACUUACUCCUACCUGGGCGUGAAAAUCUCUUCCACCACUAUGGGACUCUCAGCGUUAAAAUCUGCUACUAACAAAGCCAAAUGUGCUACUGGAGCUACUGUAGCCCUACUGGCAAGGGCCAAAUGUGAUUCCCUGAAGGUCUUCACAAAGCUAUUUGACACUAUGGUUGCCUCAGUAUUUUUAUACGCAUUCCCAGCCUGGGGACUAUGGUACCGGAACUCGCUGGAGUCAGUCCAGACGCAAUUUUACAAGCGAAUCUACAAUCUCCCACGCAACACUCCUGACUGGGUACUCCACUUGGAAUUCGGGCUUACACCCGUGGCUUGGAAAGCAAUGCACAUGCUGUGGAACUGGACAAUUAAAACACUCAAAAAUAAUGAGUCCUUGUUUAGUAAAAUAUGUCUUGUACGUCUUUUUCAACUUGCGAAGUCGUCUCCUCAAACGCAACCCUUUAACUGGGCAACUCAAUUCAGAGAAUUUUUAAUAGAAUGCGACUGUGUAGAGCUCAUGGAGUCUCUGGAUCCUUGCUUGUGGGAAGACAAAACUAAUAGCAUCUUCACCAAAUAUCGAAAUAUCCUCUUAAACAAAGACAUAGAAUCUGCGAGAAUCUCUAAAUCAUUAGAAUUCGGUAUACAGAGACCUCUCCAACUCGCUCCAGCCAAGUACGUCGUAGUUAAAACCUCCCUGACAGUCAAACGCAUCUUUGCACAACUCCGGCUCGCAAAUAAGCUAUACUGUCAACUAAUCAUCAACAACCAGAUUAUACGCUUUACACCCAAUACUAGCUGUCAGCUCUGUAACCUGCACGACCUGGACAACAUCGAGCAUUUUUUAUUAAAGUGUCCGUUGUUCUCCGCACUACGAAAUUAUCAUCUUGGAUGCUUUCUUGGUACAGAUGUGCCGCUGUCAUCACUACUAAACACGACCGACAUCAAGACGAUACUAGCUAUUGUAAACUUCACUGAAAAAAGUGCGCAACUAAGAGCCUGGGCUCUAAACCAAUAA
This is a messenger RNA of Cotesia congregata, 2619 nucleotides long. Lineage: Eukaryota; Metazoa; Arthropoda; Insecta; Hymenoptera; Braconidae. The record is from the annotation of a GenBank genome assembly.